AUGUGCAACAAGCCAUAAGAGAAAAAAUCUGUAUAUUAUCAUGGGGAGGAUGUUUGUUUAGGCUAAUUUAUAAUAUUGAAAAUAGCUAAUAAGGAUACCAAAUGUGAAAUCUGUCAUCUCAUGUUUCAUUUUAUUAUUUUGGAGAUAAAUAUAUUAGAAUAAGUGUUGAUUAGAAAAAUAGAAGUGGGAGAAUUAUAUCUACUAAUGAGCCUCUUUUAUUAUAAAAUUAGGUCUCAUAAAAGUUUUCCCUGUUUUCAAAUGAGGAUGAACGAAAAGAUUUUUGUAUUAAUCUUUUAUGUAGGAUUGCGAAUUUGGUAAUUUAACUAAUCUGGAAGAACCUCCAAUUUUUGCAACUAAACAAUAACACAUUAUGUUACUUAGACAAUAAAUUCACAUUCAACUUUCAAAAAACGUGCAGUUACAUUUAAGCUAUCAUAUUUGUGUGUAAAUUUAGUGAUGAAGCCAAAUUGA
Molecule: messenger RNA, 471 nt
Organism: Paramecium pentaurelia
Lineage: Eukaryota; Ciliophora; Oligohymenophorea; Peniculida; Parameciidae
Source: the annotation of a GenBank genome assembly